Messenger RNA from Pocillopora damicornis (cauliflower coral), 2465 nucleotides. RefSeq lists its product as uncharacterized. Gene Ontology annotation, molecular function: enzyme inhibitor activity; phosphatase regulator activity; protein binding. Gene Ontology annotation, cellular component: cytoplasm. The record is from RefSeq and is a predicted model, not a curated record. Lineage: Eukaryota; Metazoa; Cnidaria; Anthozoa; Scleractinia; Pocilloporidae.
GCCUUUAAAGUUGCAUAAAAUUUGCUUUUUUCCCAACAACCUGCUAAUCUCUCCCAUGAGAGGGCGUCAUUGUCUAUCACACGUCAAAAAACCCCAGUUUUCAUUAAAAACCUGCGGAGCCAAACGUUGACAGGGGAAGGACAAGAAUCAACGCCAGGGAAUAAUAGUAAACAAAUUUUACUUUCAUAUCCGCACGACAGCAUGGAAAAUGGGUUCUACGCUUUUUGGCCAAAAGGCAUAUGAUUCUUGGUACGAUUUUGGCGAAACAUCAUUCUCUGCUUAAUCAAUCGAAGCAAUACUGAAAUCAGUUGCUCAAAUGGCGGCAAAGCCUCAAACGCCCACGAUAAAAAUCGAUUUCUGGGAGCCAGACGCCGCAAGCACUAACAGCGGAGCAGUCAAAAAGAUCUCGGUGGAAAAACCUUCUGUGAACAAACUGAAACUCAAGUACAAAACCGAGCGACUUAGAAGCUACAGCAAUAGUCUCAGGGAUGCUGUUAUGACUAACAAUCCCGAGGCGAUUUCUAGAAUUGUCAAAGAGGAAGGAGUCAAAGUCAAUGAAAUGAGCAAGAACGGCGUUCCAUUGAUUCACGAGGCAGCAUUUGAUGGAAAACUGGAAUGUGUGAAAGCGUUGCUGGAUUGUGGAGCGCAAGUAAACACGCAGGAUAGCGAGGACUGGACUGCACUGCAUGCAGCCGUCUUGGGCGGCCAUGUGGAACUUGUGCGUUUGUUGAUCCACAAAGGCGCCGAUGUGUACGCUGAAACAAUCGAGAGGUACAUUCCCUUUCACAUCGCGAUAGAGAAAGGUGACGAAGACAUGAUCGCCAUAUUGGUGGAGGAGAUGGCUAAGCUGUCGUCGUUUAAGGGAAGCUAAGUAACUAAGAGCAAUAAAGGAAAUCACUCUAUUUGCGAGAUUGUAUCAAGCAAUGAAAAACCUCUCUUUUUAGAUUCAUGUAAUAUCUAGUGACUUAAUUUUUGUUGAGCUGUGUUGUAGAGUUUAAAUACGCGUUAGAAUUUAACUUCGACUAAUCUUAUCUACCUCGCUUCCGCUAUUCUCACUUUCCAAGCAUUUCUAAGCUUUAAAUGGAGGUGUAAGGCACACGAUACUACUGAAGGCUGAAUGGGGUAUCAUGUUGCGCUUCAAGUAUGUACAGCGUUAUGUUUCAGUUGUAAACGCGAGCCAUGAAAAUCAGUAAUUUUCAGAAUUGGUUACGCACCUCAUUCAGGCCUACAUGAUAAAAAAAGCGCUGACGAAGGGCUAACGCUCGAAACGUCUGCUUCGAAAUUCUUUACGGUGGCCAAUUUACGUUAUCUAGUCAGUUGGUAAUACUAAAUUACCCUGUUAUACUCUCCCACCAAGGCAGCGCCACAGUUUCUUUAGAAAUUUACCCCAUUUAUUUGAGUGUCAUUUAAAGGUCUUUUAAACGGAAAUAACAGAAUCUUCAAAGCCUGAUUUCCACUGAUUUCGUUAUCUGGAGCGGCCCAACAGUCUCGAAAAAAUUCAAAGAGGUCGACGUCGAGUCUGUGGAUGAGUAGGACUGCUAUGAGAGAUAACCAAGCGAGACGCGGUUGCAGAAGUGAAAUACAUGGCUCAUUGUGUAGUUACGUUGUUCCAAUUUUUAAAAAGCUUAAUCCUUCCCUUACCCGGACAACUGAAGCAACCACUAUCGUCUGUAUAAAAUUAAUUUUUACCAGAAGCCCAUUACUAUAAAUGGGUUCCUGCUUUUACUUAAGCCUGUUUUCCAUAUGAUCGCCCAUAGAGUCCUAAUCUCAUCUGCGAGCAGGCUCCCGACGGCGCUGCUGAUCGAGCAUAUCGCGGACUUGCCUCAAAUUCUACGAUAGUCGAAACAUAGUCGAAACACAGCCGAACACAGCCGACAAAUUUCGGUGCAUUUGCAAACGUUAUAGAGGCUAGGUGGCGUGCUUUUAGGGCGGUGUCAAAACCGCGUUGUCUAGUAAACAAUCACACAAGCGAGUAAGUCACGGUGUUUGAAAACCGCAUAACUUUUUUGAUAAAGCCAACAAAAAAACGGUAAAUCAGCAGGUAACUCCUAAUCAAAUAAGCAUUGUUUACGAAAAGUCUCGAGAUUCCAUUUCUUACCUUUUUUUCCUUUUUCAGUUAACAUGAGCGUAUCAAGGGGUUUUUCGCAUACUUGGCGUGACAGCGGUUGUUUCAAUUGUUUCCCCUUAGAAAUUUUGCGUGGAAAACUGUUGCAUUGUUGACCAAAAUUGAUUCCACUGCGCAGGGCCUACGUUUGACCACUGUGUUCGAGAGCUGAUUUGGUGCUGGAGAAGCCCGCGAGAUGCUCGUGAGUCUCGUGAAGCAGCACAAAUGAGAGCCACCCCGUUUGUUAGUCUAAAUCUUCUCGAAUAUUUGUAAGUAUGUAUGAAAAAUUGAGUAAACGGGAACGACACGAGCGAUCAAUUGUAAGCCUGCCCUAAGUCAAGAAGCUUAAACUGAAAAACUA